AGGAAAAGAAGAAAAUCGGCGUGGAGGGGUUGGGGCCAAGUGGCCGAGGAAAUGAAUGGCCUGAGUUGCUUCACAGCUCGGCCCCUCUCCUCCUCCCACCAUCACCACCACCUCCUCCACCUCCACCUCUACCUCCACCACCCAAAGUCCUCACAGCUCACACCCACACACGGUAGACUUCUUCAUCCCCCCAAAGUCCUCCACUCUCUCUCUCUCUCUCUCUGUAGCUGCGCGCGGCCUCGAAGUGAACUGAUGAUCCUCGAGCUGGAGUUGCCUCCGCCGCCAUGAACUCCAACUCCUCAUCGUCGAACCCGCCGUCCAUGGCCACGUCGACCGCGUCGGCCCCGGCGACCACCGCUGCCGACAGCUCCGGGAAGAAGGUGAGGAAGCCGUACACCAUCACCAAGUCCAGGGAGAGCUGGACCGAAGAAGAGCACGACAAGUUCCUCGAAGCUCUUCAACUAUUUGAUCGUGAUUGGAAGAAAAUUGAAGAUUUUGUGGGCUCGAAGACCGUAAUACAGAUCAGAAGUCAUGCCCAGAAGUAUUUCUUGAAGGUCCAGAAGAACGGGACAGUUGCACAUGUGCCUCCUCCCCGCCCAAAGCGCAAAGCGGCUCAUCCUUACCCUCAAAAGGCAUCUAAAAAUGUCUUAGUGCCUUUACAAGCAUCGGCUGUUCAUCCUUCUUCAAUUAGAGCUUUCACAAUUACGCCAGGGAAUGCUCAGUGGGAUGACUCUUCCAUUCUGAUAAGCUCUUCAUCAGGCAAUACUAUACCAGGCCUGGACGAGUUCACCAAUUUGCAAGUGGCUGAAGGCGUGAAACCCUUAUCUGAUGUUGGAUCAAAGGGGGCAGCAAGGAUUAAUAACAGCAGUGUCAGUGGCGUUGGAAGCACAAGUAGAACGCUUCCUAGCUCUGACUUGUCAAAGCCGAAAAGGCAGGGUCAAGUGCUCCAUGGCUUACCUGAUUUUGCUGAAGUUUACAGCUUCAUUGGGAGUGUCUUUGAUCCAGAGAGCAAUGGUCAUGUGCAGAAGCUAAAGGAAAUGGAUCCCAUUAAUUUCGAGACAGUAUUGUUGUUGAUGAAAAACUUGACAUUCAAUUUGUCAAACCCUGAUUUUGAGCCAAUUAGAAAAGCUCUCUCCUCCCAUGAUAUCAACACCAAAACUGGGGCGGUCUCUCUGGGAGUCCUCACUGGGAAUCAAAGCGACGCUUGCAGUUAAAUAGCUUAGAUCAUCGAGUUAUUGCAAAACUACCACAAAGAUCCCAUGAUUCUUAUACGGCGUCCCUCGAAGUUCGUAUGCUUCCAUAUAUUUAGGAAUCAUGGGAUGGAACCGGGAUUGGAAGAGAACAUCUGUGGACUGCCGAGGUGCAUAUGAUGAGAGGAGCAUAAUUGCCCAGGUCAUCUUAUGGCCCUCAUGCUUAUGUAUCUAGAGAUAUAGAAGAUGACCCCUUUUGACCUGAGAAGUUUGUGUAUAUCUUCUUCGAUAUAAGAUAUAAUUCUUUCUUUCUUUCUGGGUCACUACUUCGCCUCCCCCCCUUGUAUAAGUGUGCGAUGUCUAUUUUGGCCGAACGGCAAUGUAACACCAAGUCCAACCGGUCUUUUAGUCUCUCUUUCAUCCUUUUUUGCCAUUUCCCGGGAGCUCUGUAGGGUGGAUUUGGCUAUUUUGUUCUUGUUUCUCCGUUUCAGGCUUGACCUUGGCCGGAGAAAUAUAUACCGUGCUAUGUUCAUGUAAUGCAGGCUGCAGCUUCUCGUAGGUAACAUUCAGAGUCAAGUGAAUGCCAACUUUAUGAAGCUUCCUUGCUUUUGUGUUGUUUAAA
Molecule: messenger RNA, 1812 nt
Organism: Punica granatum (pomegranate)
Lineage: Eukaryota; Viridiplantae; Streptophyta; Magnoliopsida; Myrtales; Lythraceae
Source: RefSeq, a predicted model, not a curated record